Molecule: messenger RNA, 399 nt
Organism: Symbiodinium sp. CCMP2456
Lineage: Eukaryota; Dinophyceae; Suessiales; Symbiodiniaceae
Source: the annotation of a GenBank genome assembly
AUGCCCUUCAGCCAUCCAAACCUCAGACCACCCGUCCAAAUCCUGCAUCAUGGCCGCCAGAUGGGCAUGAAAUACGUCGCAGCGUAUCUCAUGGCAGCCCUCGCGGGCAAGGACAGCCCUUCCGCCGACGACAUCAAGAAAAUCCUCGAGUCCGUGGAGUCCGAAUACGAUGAGAGCAUUGCCAGCAAGCUGGUCUCUGAGCUCGAAGGCAAGACGGUGCACGAGGUCGUGGCUGAGGGAAAGGAGAAGCUGAAGGGCUUUGGCGGCGGUGGCGGCGGCGGCCCUGCAAUUGGCGGCGGUGGCGGUGCCGCUGCGCCCGCGGCGGAGGCGAAGAAGGAAGAGAAGAAGGUCGAAGAGGAGGAAGAAGAGGAGGAGAUGGACUUCGACCUCUUCGGCUGA